This is a messenger RNA of Penaeus indicus, 2739 nucleotides long. RefSeq names its product venom phosphodiesterase 2-like. NCBI's taxonomy places the organism in Eukaryota, Metazoa, Arthropoda, Malacostraca, Decapoda, Penaeidae. The record is from RefSeq and is a predicted model, not a curated record. Gene Ontology annotation, molecular function: nucleic acid binding; metal ion binding; hydrolase activity. Bases 37 to 2292 code for a protein of 751 amino acids. The transcript is spliced from 15 exons.
GUAGGUCUUACGUUGCUGCCGCGUUCGGACAGCACAAUGAUCUCCAAGGUGUUACUCGUGGCAGCUGCGUUUCACAUAGGCUUGGCUCUGCCUGAUUACAUAUACCGAAAGCCGACGCAAUAUGUACCGUCUAAACCGUCUUUAUGCCCGCCUACUUUUGACAGACAUCCUUUGAUCCUCGUCUCGAUGGACGGGUUCAAGCCAGAGUACCUGAGUCGCGGCAAGACCCCCACCAUCCUCGCUCUCGCUAAUAGGGGAGUGAGGUCGCCGUAUAUGAAGCCUUCGUAUCCCACUGCUACGAUCCCCAAUCACUAUACGAUAGCUACUGGAAUGUACCCACCCGCCCACGGCAUCGUAGCCAACAAAUUCUACGACCCGGUUUUCGACGCUGAGUUUCGAAUCGGCUCUGCUCCGGAAAGUUUCAAGAAGCGUUACUGGGGCGGAGAACCCAUCUGGAAAACGGCCGAAAACCAGGGCUUGCGUGCGGGCACCUAUUACUGGCCCGGUUCGGAGGUGGACGGGAACCAACCUUCGUAUUGGUUCCGCUACAAUGAGAGCAUUCCCUUUGAAGACCGCGUCGAGCAGGUCUUGGCGUGGCUGGACCUCCCCCCUGCCCAGCGACCACAGUUCCUGACGCUGUAUAUGCAUGAGCCUGACAGAACGGGGCACAACUUCGGUCCUGCGGCACCUGAGGUCGACGAGAUGCUGACUCGCGUGGACUCGAUCAUAAGACUCCUCGUAGACGGACUGGAGAAACGAAAGCUCUUCUCCUGUACUAAUCUCAUCAUCUUAUCGGAUCACGGGAUGUCGGAGGCUGGCCAGGACAAAGCACUGUUUCUGGAUCAGUACAUUCCCAACCUUGAAAAUCGGACGAGGUUUUGGGAUGGUGUUUUCAGCAGGUUCACUCCCAACGACGGAUCACAGAGCACGAAGAACGAAAUGCUCAACGCCCUCUCGUGUAAGAGACAAGAGUUAAGAGUCUAUGACAAGAAGGAUCUCCCGAUUAGAUGGCACAUCGGGAACCAGCGCCGCGUGGAAGACAUCGUAGUGGACCUUAACCCAGGCUUCAGCGCGGGAGGCGACAAGACUUUCGAGGCCGACGCUGGUGAUCAUGGCUAUGAUUACUUCUUUGAAGAUAUGAAUGCUCUCUUCUUAGCUCACGGUCCAUCUUUCCAUCGCAACGUUGAGGUAGAGGCUUUCCAGAACAUUGAACUUUACAACCUCAUGUGUCAACUCCUCGGCGUGACACCCGCUCCCAACAACGGCACGUGGGGUUCUCUUCAUCACAUGCUCGUUAAUCCGCCGCCAUACCCAAUUACUACGCAGGAAUUCCCUCCUCCAGUUAUAGCUGCGCCGCGCGAGGAACAUAUAGGCUAUAGCUCAGUGAAGCCCCUUUGCGAGGGAGACUUCGAUAAGGACUACGACUACCUGGAGGUCCUGAAGGAAACCGAGGAGGAGCUUCCUAAGGUGUUCGACGCUCACCUGCCUUUUGGUGUGCCGAGUAUGGGAGUCGUCAGGAACACGGUCGCCUUGCUAGCCCAGCCUAACUUCAUCACAGCUUAUUCCCCCAUCUUGAAAAUGCCUCUCUGGACGAGCUUCACCAUCACCCAACCCAGCGUCGGCGGCAGGAGGUUCCCCUGGAGGAGCGACCUGAGGCUGGCAUUGAGUCAGAGGUCUUCUUGUGUCCAUUACCUGCAACUUCUCCUGCAGGGGUACUCUCAGCAGCCUCUCUUUCCGCCAGAGUUCAACUGCCAUGAGGAGGUCAGCCAGCUGCCGUUCCUGAUGAGCAACGCCAUCCCUCAGACGCCGAGGCUGACGCAGCGCUGGCAGCAACUCCUCUACCUCGUGAACUCGUGGGUCAGGAAGUACGGCGUCAUCAACGUGCUAACGGGGCCUGUGUUUGAUCACGACGGGGACACCUUUGCUGAUAAUUUGUAUACUGUCAGGAACCCCAGCGGAGGCUUGGCUUUACCAACCCACAAGUUCCUCGUAGUAAGCAGAUGCAUCGUGUGGGUGCAACACAUGAAGUACUGUCCCCCUGCAUACGUGGACGCCCUUGCAUUCGUCUACCCUCAGACCACUUCCGUUUCCAAUUGUCUUAGCUCCGAGCAGUACGCCAGGAAAUACAGUGCUUCGGUACAAGACGUGGAGAAGAUAACAGGCCUGAGACUCUUCCCCAGCUUCAGUUACAAGGACCAGGUCAGGCUCCGGGUCAGGAUCCACUCCAACAUCUGGGGUCGUGAGUCCUGGAGGAAUCGACUCUUCUCAAACGUCUUCGGUGUUUUAGUGUAGGCCGUGACGUAUGCUGUGAUUAGUUUUAAGGGGUGACGAAGAUUUGAUAUUGAAGAGAGGAGGGGAUUCUGUAGGAAAGGAGGAAGGUCUUUGAGAAAUGUUUAAAAUAUUUUGAGGAAAAAGAAGAAAAAAACUUAAAGAAAAGAAGGGAGAAUAUCCUUUUAAAAAUUAUAAACAGCUUUUAAAAAGGGGGAAAAUCCUCUACGAAAAGAAGACAAUAUCUUAGAAAAGAAAAUCCUAUAAUUAAAGAAAAACAAACGACAAAAGAAUAUAUGUUCAAAGUGAAAUAAAAAUGCUAAGGGAAAUUAGUUAUAUAGAGAAAAUAAAAUUUUACGAAAAAGAGUUUUAUAUUAAAAAAAAGCUUACAAGAAAGGACCAAUAAAAACACCCUAGAAAGAAAAAACAAAACAAAACAAAUCAGUAACAAAAGAAAAUCUAUUAACAAAA